AUGUCUGCCUCUAUGACAUUUGCUCAGUCUUAUAUACUCGCCUCUAGAGUAAGAUCUAAGCUCACCAAGGAAGCCUCCAACCCAAAGUCGAGUCUUCGUGUCUUGGUAACACAAGCGAACAUGCUUGACAACUUGAUGGAUCACAUUGCCACAGAAACGGCAAAGAGAAACCAAAAGUUACGUGCCGUUUCUAUGCAAGAAGACAACGAAGAAGCCAUUGACAGUGAUAGCGACACCGAAAGCGACUCCGAAGAUGAGGAAGAAGAAGAAGAAUUUGAAGUUGGCCAAUCAAGACGUGUUAGCUUUGACCUUUCUACUUCCAGAGGCCGCCAAUUACACACUAGCGUUGCUGAAUACGAAGUCGAAUCUGAUUCAGACAGUGAGGACUCAGACUUCGACUCAGACUCAGACUCAGACUACUACUACAGCUCAGAUGACGAAGAAAUCUCUGAGGGAACGGAUUCUGCACAAUACGGUGCUGCUGAGGCAUUAGACCAAUUGAGACGUUCUGCUGGUGCCACUCAAUCCAUGUUUAAGGAACUUCCAAGUGUCAACCUUCACUAUCUUUCACCUAUCAGAGAAGAAGAAGAAGCCGAAGACGAAUCGGAUGUAUCAGAUGAUCAAACGGCCGAUGAUGAUGAAGAAGAAGUAAAUGACAAUGGUGUCCCUGGAUUGUGCCGCAGUUUGUCACUUUCAGAUGACGAAGAUUUCGAAUCUGAACACUACAAAUUAGAACACUCUAGCCAAUAUUAUAAGCCUAGAUAUCAAGAGUCCAUAGAUGGAAGGUUGUUCAAGUCAAACUACAAGUCUGACCACAUGCAACAUGGCCAAAUACCGCAUCUCAAUCACCAACAUGUAAACCACCAAAGACACAAUGCCAUCAUGAGCAUGGAGUCUAUAUUAUGA
Dujonia railenensis is the source of this 906-nucleotide messenger RNA. The record is from the annotation of a GenBank genome assembly. NCBI's taxonomy places the organism in Eukaryota, Fungi, Ascomycota, Pichiomycetes, Serinales, Debaryomycetaceae.